Messenger RNA from Lodderomyces beijingensis, 2001 nucleotides. The record is from the annotation of a GenBank genome assembly. NCBI's taxonomy places the organism in Eukaryota, Fungi, Ascomycota, Pichiomycetes, Serinales, Debaryomycetaceae.
AUGGCAUCUCCGCAGCUCAAAAGCACUCCAUCUUAUCCAUUGCAAAAUUCCGAAGACACGAUUCCAGUUGAGUCCUCAGUUGUGUUUUCCUCGUCAUCGCCUACAACCUCUUCUUCGUUGAACUCGCCAGCGAUGUCAGGUGCUUUACAAAAUCAAAAUAUAAACAGGAAGGAGGACGAGUACCAGUACAAGUACGGCUUGAAUGUCGCUAGAUGCAAUCCGUUAUUGUUUGGACAGCAGUUUCAACAGCAAGAUAAUCAAGCAAAAUCACUGCUUUUCAACCACCACCACAGUCACAACAAUCACAGUCACAACCAUCACAGUCACAACCACAACCACGGUAACGACAACGACGACAACGACGAUAACGACGACAAGAACGACAAAAACGACAUUGGGCUCUCACAGGUUUCAACCGUUGAAAUUCCAGCAGAUCCUCACACAUAUCUAAUCCAGGGCAACUAUUACGCAGUCCCCAACUUACCUUGGUAUGCAGCACAACUUGUUUCAGCUGACUAUAUGGGGAACCACCAACCUUCUGAUUUGAGCAACAUUAGUACUGCUUCCUCGUUUCAAACAGAUGGAGGCUCAUUCGACAUGCCCAGUACAGGCGAAUUUGGCCAUGCCAAUAGCUCAUCUACUCUAAAUACUAGUCAAUCUUACAACAACUACAAAAACUUACAAGUAGAAGGGACUUUUCAAGGAGCUUUUGACGUAAACUUCAAUGAUCAAAAGUCGUCUGACGCAGCCACCGACAACCUCAACACUUCCAUGGAGUCUUUAACUUCCAUCCUCCUUCCUGUAAGAUACCCAAACCCAACACAGGCUCAAUCCAAUGUAGAUUUGUUUCUACAAAAGCAGGCUCUUAUCAAGAGUGUGGCUAACAGUGACGCUGGUGCUCAGUGGCCGCCUCUUCAAGAACCACAAUCGGCGUUCCCACAGUGGGCAGACGGCAACAGCAAUGUUGCAAGAACAGUUGUUUCGGAAGGACCAUACUGCUUUGAUGAUAUUCGAUCGAGUUCGCAUUCAAGCACGUCGCUUGUAGGCAACAACGAGUCGGAAGUAGAAGUGUUGUUAUCGAGAGAACCAGAUUUUGAAACCACCGCCAAAAGCCCCUUACCGAGCGCGACGCCCACUUAUCCUCAGAUGCAUGAAACACAACCCAACAACAACCACAACCACAAACACAACCACAUCAGUUCCAAGUUCAAUGGAGCAAACACUUUUACCGGAUCACUCAAUUUGGAAGUGGAUCUUUCAGCGGUUGUUUCUGCUCCAACAAAUGUUUCCCAUCCAAUGCCCCAAAGAGCCAUGAGAUCUUCUUCAAACCCAACACCUAGUAGCAAUAGACAAGGAAUACCAGCGACUAAUGUAUACCACCACCACAGUCCCGACCCAUCAACCAUGAUCCUGUUGUAUUCUAAAUCUUUGCAAUUUUCGAAAAAUGCCACCACCAACACCACUAGUAGCAGAGAUACGAAAUUGGUUUCCGUUGCAGCUGCCAGGCGCAGAACCAGCAAGGGGAACAAUCAAAGCACGGAAGGCUCCUUUAACGAUCACGACCACGAAAACUAUGACCAUGAUGACCACGACCACGACCACGACGACUACAAUCACAAAACCCAUCAAGCUAAAACUGCACCCAGUUCGCGUGCAACAUCACCCAUCACCAUCAACCAACAGCACCUGCAAUUCGAAAUCAAAAAGAAGAAAUACACAAGAAGAAGACUCUUGCCGCGUUCGAAACGAGGAUGCUGGACAUGUCGAGUUAAGCACGUGAAAUGCGACGAGACGCGACCCACGUGCAAAAAUUGUGCCAAGUUUGGGCUAAGUUGCGAUUAUAGUGUCGUGAAACCGGAUUACGUAUCUGACCCCAGGUUGAGGGCGUUGAAGUUGCAAGAGACGGCCAUCACGCGGAAGAACUUCCAGGCUCAAAAGGUUAAGCCUGUUAAAGUUUCUAAAGUGCCUCGCAAGCGUAGAUUCGAUGUUGUUACUGCUUAG